Molecule: messenger RNA, 628 nt
Organism: Linum tenue
Lineage: Eukaryota; Viridiplantae; Streptophyta; Magnoliopsida; Malpighiales; Linaceae
Source: the annotation of a GenBank genome assembly
CCCACCGUUCCUUCUCUCUCUCUCUCUCUCUCUCUCUCUCUCUCUCUCUCCUUGUUUGGCUUCCAUCUCCCACCCCCAACUAGACAAAUAUGUGUUGGUGGCGAGCGUUGGUGGCGGCGGCGGUGGCGGCGGCGUUUUGUGUUGGAACAGGAACAGGAACAGCAGUGAAUGUGGUGUCGAAGGUGGAGGAUGCAGCUAACUUCCACAUCUACUACGGCCAGACCUUCAAAGUCAUCAAGAAUGUCAUUGACGCCAAGAGCUACCUUCUCAUCCAGAAUAACUCGAGGAUGGCCGCUACGAGGACAAAGUACUGCACCCAAAGGAUCCGAUCUUUUGUGGUUCCUUUCUCAAACUUCUCCGCUGAUACUUACUUCUUCCCUGUAUCCUAUUUCGAGUGAAAAGAUGGAAUGCAGUUGCUAGGGUUACUGGGGCUUCUGAAGGGAAUCACAACAAAUGCAGUGGCGUCUGCAUGUGCUUUGAAACUAUAUGGAGAAGGACAAAUUACAAUACUUAAUAAAGAUGCACCGGAAGACUUGAUGCAAUUUGCUGCCCAUUUUGUAACCAACACUGAUCAACAACAGACCUAUUGCAACUUGGCUGAUUUCCUGCCUUUCUAUGAGGACCACCC